This is a messenger RNA of Peromyscus maniculatus bairdii (prairie deer mouse), 2626 nucleotides long. NCBI's taxonomy places the organism in Eukaryota, Metazoa, Chordata, Mammalia, Rodentia, Cricetidae. The record is from RefSeq and is a predicted model, not a curated record.
GGCUCCUUGCUGAUUGGCUGGCUGGGGACUCGGCCUCUGGGGACUGCGCAGCGGCCGCGCUGGCCCCUGUCCGGUCCUUCGGCCUUGCUCUCUGGGCUGCGAGCUCUCUAUGGUGCCGGCCACGACAUGUGGCGCCUGACAGGGCUCCUGGGGCGAGUUCUUCCCCGCCUGCUGGGACCUGGCUGCCGAGGAGUACCACCCAGGCCCACCAGUUCAGAUGGGCCUCAGACAACCUUCACUACCCCGCUGCUUCCUAAACCCAGCCUUGACAGGUCAGGCUCCUAUGGUCCAAGGAGAAAUGGAGACCCAAAGUGCCGUGGGUGGAAAGAUGCCUUCCACUGGAUGUCUGCUCCCGUCUCCCCAAACACUCUUCGGGAUGCCGUCUCAUGGGGCACUCUGGCCGUGCUGGCCUUACACCUGGCGAGGCAGAUCCACUUCCACGCACCCCUGGUAGCAGGGCCUCAGCCAGCCGACCGCUGCCCUUGGCGCGAUCCCCUGUACCGCUUCCUCCACUCUUCCUGGUGGCACCCACACUCCUCACUUCGGAGGCACGUUCUUCCCAGGCCUGACCACCCAGCUCCUACGUACACUGGCCUCAGGGAACCAAGGCUGGGUCAGAAAGAGCCCUCAGCUCAGAAGGGAGAAGUCAUAUCCUUCUCCUCUCCCUGACUGCCGAGUGUUGGCCUUUCCCUUGCAGAGCUCGGUGACUUUGACUUCCUGCAUGCCAGCGGGGACGUCACAUCCCAGGCAAAGGCAACCGAGGCCUGCCCUCCUGGAGCAAAAAAUGAACAAGACAAGCCCAAGGCUCUUCCCCUAGAGGAGGCUGUGUCUUCCAUCCAGGAACUCAUUCAGCUCAGCGUUGCCAUCGCUUUCAACUUCCUGGGGACAGAGAACAUGAAGACAGGGAACUACACAGCAGCCUUCUCUUACUUCCAGAAAGCCGCAGACCGUGGCUACAGCAAAGCGCAGUACAAUGUGGGCUUGUGUCUCGAGCAUGGCAGAGGCACCCCUAGGGACCUCAGCAAGGCGAUCCUCUUUUACCGCCUGGCCGCCACCCAGGGCCACAGCCUGGCUCGCUAUCGCUAUGCCCGGUGCUUGUUACAAAGUUCAGGCUCUUUGUCAGACCCUGAGGGCCAGAGGGCGGUGUCUAUGCUGAAGCAGGCUGCAGACUCUGGCUUGACCGAGGCCCAAGCGUUCCUUGGGGUGCUUUUCACCAAGGAGCCACACCUGGAUGAGCAGAGAGCCGUGAAAUACCUAUGGCUGGCAGCCAGCAACGGGGACUCUCAGAGCAGAUUCCACUUGGGAAUAUGCUACGAGCGGGGCCUGGGCGUCCGGAGGAAUCUGGGCGAGGCUGUGAAGUGCUACCAGCAGUCAGCAGCUCUGGGGAACGAACCCGCCCGGGAGAGGCUUCGGACCCUCUUUAACGUGGAGGCGGCAGCCCCAGGGCCCGGCCACCUGGCCACGACAGGACUGAAGUCUUUCUCCAGCCCCUCCCUCUGUAGCCUGAACACCCUGUUGGCAGGCGCCUCAGGCCUCCCUCAUGCCUCAAGCACUGGGAACCUCGGCCUCCUCUGCGGAAGGAACCAUCUUGGAGCCAGCCAUGGAGCCCCCAGCAGGGCUAAUCCAUCCUUGGAAAGGAGUCUCCUGAGACUGGGUUUCGGCUAAGACCUCUACCUGAAAGAUGGAGCCCAAGAGUUCUCAGAGAUAUCACAACUUGAAUCCCAGAGAAGAGGCCAGUUAGCUACUCACUUUCCUGGAACCUUCAGCACCUCCCCAGCACCAUAAAGAAGCGUGUAAAGACCUAGGUUCUGGCUCUGCCACUGGCCUGGCUCUGCCACCUGGAAGCAGUGACCUGAUUUUCUAACAUUAUUUUCUCAAUUGUAGACCAAGGACAGUAGCAUGUGCCUUUCUGCCUCAAAGGACUGACGUACAGCCACUUCACUGCAGAAAGGGCCUGAGUCCUUGCUUAGGUGCCUGAAGGUAGAGUGAUGCCCACAGUUCUAUGGCCUUAAGAGUCACCAGGGGCUGGGUGGUGGUGGUGGCGGCGGUUAAUCCCAGCACUUGGGAGGCAGAGCCAGGUGGAUAUCUGUGAGUUCGAGGCCAGCCUGGCCUACAGAGUGAGAUCCAGGACAGGCACCAAAGCUACACAGAGAAACCCUGUCUCGAAAAACAAAAAAACAAAACAAAACAAACAAACAAACAAAAAAAGAGUCACCAGACCCCCAGGCAUGAUUCGAGUGCCUUUAAUCCCAGCACUUAGGAGGCAGUGGCAGGGGGAUGUCUGUGAGUUCAAAGCCAGCCUGGUCUAUAAAGUGAGUUCCAGGACAGCCAAGGCUACAUAGAGAAACCCUGUCUCAAAAAGCAAAAAACAAAAAUGAAACAAGAAAAAAGAAACCUGAAUGAAGAUCGAAGCUGACAUCAUGACUCCAGCCCAGGCUUCUGGUCUCCCAGUUCCCACUGUGGUGGUGUUUGGAAACAUUAUCAUCACCCUGCAGGUGUGGGGUAUCAGUAGAGAUUAGGACCUGGAGUCUUGGAGUCAGAAAGUCGAGACUGUGAGUCCUUUUUGGGAAAGGUCAGGUAGGAAUAUACAAGUGUUUAAUAAAACAGCUGGUGGAUUAUCUCCUCA